Schizosaccharomyces japonicus yFS275 is the source of this 868-nucleotide messenger RNA. Its product is annotated as calmodulin Cam1. Gene Ontology annotation, molecular function: calcium ion binding. The transcript has 2 exons. The coding region runs from base 40 to 492 and encodes 150 amino acids. NCBI's taxonomy places the organism in Eukaryota, Fungi, Ascomycota, Schizosaccharomycetes, Schizosaccharomycetales, Schizosaccharomycetaceae. The record is from RefSeq and is a predicted model, not a curated record.
UAAAAAUAACCGUGAGAACGACGUCUAAACGACCACAAAAUGACUGAAAGAACCUUGACGAACGAACAAAUUGCUGAAUUUAAGGAAGCAUUCUCGCUUUUCGACAGAGAUCAAGAUGGAAACAUCACAUCUAAUGAAUUGGGUGUCGUUAUGCGUUCUUUGGGACAGUCUCCCACCGCUGCUGAGCUCCAAGACAUGAUUAAUGAGGUUGAUGCUGAUGGAAACGGAACAAUUGACUUCCCCGAAUUCCUUACGAUGAUGGCUCGUAAAAUGAAGGACACAGACGAUGAGGAGGAGGUCCGAGAGGCGUUCAAGGUUUUCGACAAGGACGGUAAUGGUUACAUUACCGUCGACGAACUUACACACGUUCUUACGAGCUUGGGUGAACGUUUGUCGCACGAGGAAGUCGCGGAUAUGGUUCGCGAGGCCGAUGCGGACGGUGACGGUGUCAUUAACUAUGAGGAGUUUGCUCGUGUUAUUUCUUCCAAGUAGUGUCCUCAUUCUCCAAUAUAUAUAUAUGUAUACAUUCACACGGGCUUGAGUGCUUACAUUUGUUAUUACCAAUGCACGUUACAGACGAGCAUGUAAUCUGUCUGUGAUUGGCGCCUCGUUGAUUCGUCUAGAAAUGGCUUGUUUGCCGAGUUCUCUCUUCUCGUCUUUCAUGAUGUUGAAUACUUUUACCUCGUUCUUAUUAGCUUCCCGGGUCCUGUGCUCCUUUGACGUGCUUUUGGUUUGGCCAUGUCGUGUUGUCGAAAAGUUUUGGUACACCGAUCAGACCCUUGACUCGUGAGGUAGCCUGCAGGUAAUCUAACUUUAUAUGUUACAAAUCACAUACAUGCAUAUCACAAUAUUAUUAACUACCGAUCAA